AUGGAGCAGGUGUGGCAGCUCCUGUUUACAAAUGAGUUGUGCAUCUUUCCUAGCCAACAUCCGAUGUUAGUCACGAAACCACCUCUGAACCUGAAGGGGAACCGUGAAUGGAUAGCAGAACCUAUCGUUGCUUUCAACACACCGAAUUUGUAUGCUGAAAUUCAAAAUGUGCUUUCAUUGAGCGCAUCCGGAAGAAUGACGGAAAAUGUAAUCGAUUUCGGCGAUGGUAUCACUCAUACUGUGUCCACUUAUGAGCAGACCAGUUCGACAACAUCCGUCUUCCGCGGCGGCUCCGACCAUGUGGUUUUCAAGAGUGGUGACAGCGAUGACAUGGAAGUGAGUGUAUGUGAUUAA
Angiostrongylus costaricensis is the source of this 354-nucleotide messenger RNA. The record is from the annotation of a GenBank genome assembly. NCBI's taxonomy places the organism in Eukaryota, Metazoa, Nematoda, Chromadorea, Rhabditida, Metastrongylidae.